CUAGAUUAUUCUACAACUUUCCAACCGGUCUUCCCUUCCCUUCGCUGUAUGUACUUAUCUCCCUUCUGACUCCAUCAACCCUCCUCAUUGAUCGAUUACAGUCAUUCUGAAAUUUUAAUUUUUUUUCUUCGUUUUGUUCUCUAAAAUCGAAUAUUGUCUAGAAGCUAUGUCUUCCGCUCCGUCACAACCAGAGAUGUCUUCCGAGUCAUCAUCGCCUACCUCUCAAGAACAGCUCAGAACACGAGUCAUACUCGUCCCUUGGAUUAUAGGCUUCGCCACUGCCGCUCCGUCACAAGACCACCACCAACAACAACAACAACCACCACCACCAGCAGAUCAGGACCGGAUCGACCAAGAAAGUAUUAUAUUCACAAACGGGUUCAGAAACGCUUUUAUGGACCCGAUUAUGAUGAUUGAUGGCUAUGGAGAGUUGUUGGAAUCAGUGUUUCGUGAUUUCGGAAACAAAGAUGGGUCUUUACCGGCGUCAAAGGCGUCGAUUGAGGCGAUGCCCAUGGUGAAAGUAACAGAACAAGGGGCCGAGUGUGCGAUUUGUUUGUGUGAGUAUGAAAUUUGUGAGGAGGUUAAGGAAAUGCCUUGUAGGCAUAGGUACCAUUCGGAUUGUAUUGGUAAGUGGUUGGGGAUCCAUGGGUCUUGCCCGCUUUGUAGGUAUAAGAUGCCUGUGGAGAAUUCGGAGGAGAGUAAGAAGUUAGGUGGUGGUGGUGUGGAUGAUGAAGAUUGGAGAUUUGGGGGAGAUAUUCGGGUUGUUUUUAGUAAUUCCGAGGAUGGUGCCGCCGGCGAAAGUGAUGGAUCAUCCACAUGAGAUAGGGAGAUGGAUGGCAAUUGGAAUUUGGAUGUUACUUUUUUUAAUUAUUUUUUCUUUUGGUUUACUUUUUUUGAGAGAUUGUUUUGUGGUUGGUUUGAUAAAUUAUACAUAGAACAAUUUGUAAGAAAAUAAGUUGAAAAAAAAAAGGUUUGGCACCGAAUACCAAACAUUAUUUCAUUGAUAUCAAUUUAUAGAAGAGU
This is a messenger RNA of Ilex paraguariensis (yerba mate), 1023 nucleotides long. The record is from the annotation of a GenBank genome assembly. NCBI's taxonomy places the organism in Eukaryota, Viridiplantae, Streptophyta, Magnoliopsida, Aquifoliales, Aquifoliaceae.